AUGACUUCAAAGGCAUUGCUCGGCUUCAACGCGGCCGCGGCCGUUGGGGCGUUCGUUCUCUAUCUGAGCGGCGCGCGGGUGGUGCUCGACGGCAGCAGCGGGGAGGCGCAGUCGCUCGUCAACGUAGUUCAGACAUCGCAAGCCAGCUCAUCAUCACCAUCUGAUGGAAAAGGGAGCAACUACACGUGCACACACUCAGAAAUGAAGCCAAAAUUCCUCAGCUACGAUCCUAUCAUGGUCUACAUCGAGAACUUUAUAACCCCAUACGAGACGGAGCAUCUCAAGAAGCUUGCUCUGGCAGAGUAUGAGCCAUCAGUGGUGCAGAAUUUCAACAACCAGGCCGGGGCCAAGAAGGUCUUCGUGGACUCGAGCUCCCGGAAAAGCGAGACCGCGUGGCUCAAAGGCGGCGACCCAGUGGUGGACUGCGUAAAGUCUCGGGCAGCAACAUUCCAGGGCUUCGCCCCCAACGCCACCAUGGAGCAGCUCGCGGUGCUCAAGUACACCGAGGGCGGCGAGUUUGAGACGCACUACGACUUCCACUACGCGACGCCCCGGCCGGUGGACCGCAUCACCAGCUUCUUCGCGACGCUGGAAGCAUCCGACGACAUCGAGGGCGGCUCGACGUGGUUCCCGUUCGUGCUCCAGCCGGCGUGGAGGGACAGGGAGCCUUGGUGUAAGUGGUUAGACUGCUCGUACAAGAGGGGGCUGGCGGUGCGCCCGAUACCCGGGAAUGCGGUGUUCUGGGUCAACUUCAGGAAGGACGGGUCGGGACAUCGGGACACAGCACAUGGAGGGCAGCCGGUGUUAAAGGGUUCGAAGAUUGGGCUGAACAUCUGGACUCGUGGCAAAGUCAAUGGGAGCUGA
Diaporthe batatas is the source of this 864-nucleotide messenger RNA. RefSeq lists its product as uncharacterized. Lineage: Eukaryota; Fungi; Ascomycota; Sordariomycetes; Diaporthales; Diaporthaceae. Gene Ontology annotation, biological process: peptidyl-proline hydroxylation to 4-hydroxy-L-proline. The transcript has 2 exons. Gene Ontology annotation, molecular function: procollagen-proline 4-dioxygenase activity; L-ascorbic acid binding; iron ion binding. Gene Ontology annotation, cellular component: endoplasmic reticulum. The record is from RefSeq and is a predicted model, not a curated record. Bases 1 to 864 code for a protein of 287 amino acids.